This is a messenger RNA of Suillus subalutaceus, 228 nucleotides long. RefSeq lists its product as uncharacterized. Bases 1 to 228 code for a protein of 75 amino acids. The transcript has 3 exons. NCBI's taxonomy places the organism in Eukaryota, Fungi, Basidiomycota, Agaricomycetes, Boletales, Suillaceae. The record is from RefSeq and is a predicted model, not a curated record.
AUGACAGAUCGCGACUACGUCGUUACUGGGCACGGCACCAACAAGGAGGGCAAUCACUGGUGCACGCGUGAUUAUGGGAGCAGUGGUACUGGUCACCAUUACUCUAACAAAGAUGGCUCGUUUUACUAUGAGAACCCAAACGGGUCCAAAUACUACGACAACGGGGCCGGAAAAAGCAACUUUUACAACCCCGGAUGGCCGUGUCGUCAAGCUCCAGAAGUAAUUUAG